This is a messenger RNA of Musa acuminata AAA Group (dessert banana), 1706 nucleotides long. Its product is annotated as chloride channel protein CLC-d-like. NCBI's taxonomy places the organism in Eukaryota, Viridiplantae, Streptophyta, Magnoliopsida, Zingiberales, Musaceae. Gene Ontology annotation, cellular component: intracellular membrane-bounded organelle. The transcript has 8 exons. Gene Ontology annotation, molecular function: chloride transmembrane transporter activity. Bases 756 to 1178 code for a protein of 140 amino acids. The record is from RefSeq and is a predicted model, not a curated record.
AGCGCGUGAGGUGGCGAAUCGUCCCUCGCGGCGGACGGUGAACGACUCAAUCCACAGACAUCGGAGCCCGUUUCUCCCGUUCGUCCACCGACGUAUACCCCACGCUACUAGUCUGCUUCCAUCUCCCCCUCGAAGACCUUCGACUACCGAAGCCUUCACCCGUACCGGACAUAUCGCCGUAGGGCGAGCAGAGGGAUAGAAUCUAUUGCGAAUCAAUUGAUUCGUUCGGUUCUGAUCCCUCUCCGCCGAUCUCCUUGCUGUCGAAUCACCACCACAACGGGGUCCAGACAGCCAAGAUCGUCUGGCCCCGCGUGCCCAGCUCCGAGGAGGGCGAGGCUGCCGAGGUCGAGUUCGCCAGCGGGAGCCACGGCGGCACCGGCGCCGAGAGCCUCGACUACGAGGUGAUCGAGAAUUACGCCUACCGCAAAGAGCGGGUAGAGUUUGCCCUAGGCGCAGAGAGGAAAACUGUGUUAUGUGGUCCUCAAAUGGUUGUUCUCUUUAGUUAUUGGCAUCGGUUGUAUCCUUCCCUUGUGUUGUUAAAGUUAGAGAUAUCAUCUCUGUGUUAUGGAGCAACAUGCACAAUGGCUUCCCAGUGAGUCAGAACUGCAGCAAAUUGUCUAUAUACUAAGCUUGCUGAUUGCUGAAGCUAUUUCACAUGGUUUUACAUUAAGGUGAUAGAUCACAAACAGAAUGGAGAGGCGCUUGGUAUUGGUCUCAUCCUUCGCAGUCACUUGUUGGUACUUCUAUAGUCUAAAAUGGAUUUUCAGAACAGUCCUUUUCCUUGUGAUAUGAGGGGAAUAUCCAACAGGCAGAACUUCAGUGAUUUUGUCAAAACUGACUCAAGUAAUGGAUUGUCCACAGAGGAUAUUCAUCUGACUGAGGAUGAACUGGAACUCUACUUAGAUCUUGCCUCGUACUUAAACCCUGCCCCAUAUAUUGUGCCAGAAGAUUUGUCUUUGGCAAAGGUGUACAAUCUUUUCCGACAGUCGGGCCUGAGGCAUAUAUUUGUUGUCCCUUGCCCUUCUCAUCGUAUAGGUUUGGUUACUAGGAAGGAUUUGUUAAUUGAGGAAAGUGAUCAUUCAGCAACCAUGGAACUUUCAUCAACUAGUGGAAGAGCUCAGCAUCUAGAUAGAAGAACAAUUGGUGGGACAUACACAUCCAGAGCACCCUCUUCUUGAUAGUCUUCUCAUCCACGAAUAACAAUUCAGUGAUUGUGGACUCGGUGCUCUCGCUUGUAAGAUUUGUAUUGAGCAUUUAUAGCGAGUCAUCAUAUUGAUAACAUCUAUUUUUAAUCUUAAAUCUGAUGGUUCACGUGAUGGUAUUAUAAAAAAGAGGUGGUUUCCGUUGUUCAGCCACGUACUGUAAUCUAAGAGCAGAAUUCGGUAUGCCCUAUCGUAAUUCGACGGCACGAUGUCACCCUACGUUCUCCUCCUUUGAACAUGACCCAUCACAUCAUUUUUCUAACUAGGGUAAGACAUUACGCAUAUAUCGCACUUUUGUGUGACAGCUUUUGUGAAAGGUUGGGCGAGCAAACCACGGAAUCUGUGGACAAAGUGUGAAGUGAUAUCAUGGAAAGCUCGCCUUUUAUUUGGUAUAUUGACGGCUCAUGUUGACUAAUGUUGUUCACUGACCCCAAAGUCAAUCGUUGGUCAACAUUUGACGUCCGAGUUCCUUGUCGGCUUCUCCUACAGCGUUCGAGAUCGGGA